Molecule: messenger RNA, 1815 nt
Organism: Papaver somniferum (opium poppy)
Lineage: Eukaryota; Viridiplantae; Streptophyta; Magnoliopsida; Ranunculales; Papaveraceae
Product: AAA-ATPase At3g50940-like
Exons: 2
Coding region: 174-1691 (505 amino acids)
Molecular function (GO): ATP hydrolysis activity; ATP binding
Source: RefSeq, a predicted model, not a curated record
AUAAGCAUCAUCCUUCACUUUCAUCUGUAAAUAUAUAUUUCCAGUUCCUCUUUCAAAAUAUAUAUAUAUAUAUAUAUAUAUAUAUUCCAGUUCCAGUUCCCAUCUUCAAUUUCCACAGUUCAAAGAAGGGAAAACUAAUAUUUUCAUCGGAAAAAAAAAGAAGAAGAAAGAAAAUGUUUACAAUGACAGAGAAAAUGCCAUCGGCAACAUCAGUAUUAUCAGCUUAUGCUUCAUUUGCUGGUUCAAUGAUGUUUGUAAGAUCAAUUGCUAAUGAAUUCAUACCAGAACAGCUACGAACGUACCUCUCAUCGGCUUUUUGUAACGUUUUCAGUCGUAAUCCUUCACUUCUCAUUUUCGUCAUUCAAGAAUUCGACGGUCUUACGCGAAACCAAGUUUACGAAGCUUCAGAGAUCUUCUUGCGUACUAAAAUCACUCCAACUAUAAACCGUCUUAGAAUCAGCAAAGCACCGAGAGAUAAAAACGUUUCAGUCACCAUUGAAAAAGGUCAGGAAAUUACGGAUUUCUUUGAAGAGAUUCAGCUGAAAUGGAGAUAUGUAUGUUCUGAAUCUGAGAAACCGAAUCCUAAUGAUCCAUAUCAACCUAAUAUAAAAUCUGAACAGAAAUCUUUUGAGCUCAGUUUUGAUAAGAGAUACAAAGACAGAGUUCUUGAGUCUUACAUUCCUCAUGUACUAGGAAAAUCCAAACAAUUGAAAGAAGAAAACAAGGUGCUGAAGCUUAAUACAUAUGGAAGUUUCUAUGGAGGAGAUGGUAGUGGUAAUUCAGGUGUUUGGGGUUCUAUCAAUUUACAACACCCAGCUACUUUUGAUACCCUAGCAAUGGAUCCAGAGGUUAAACAGGAGUUAAUGGAGGACUUGGAAAGAUUUGUUAAGAGAAGAGAAUUUUAUAAGAAAGUAGGAAAAGCUUGGAAACGUGGCUACUUGUUAUACGGUCCUCCUGGAACUGGAAAAUCAAGUUUAAUUGCUGCCAUGGCUAAUUAUCUUAAUUUCGAUAUCUAUGAUUUGGAGCUUUCUAAUCUUCAAUCGAAUUUGGAGUUGCGAAGCUUAUUGGUUGCUACGACUAAUCGAUCCAUACUUGUUAUUGAAGAUAUUGAUUGCAGCACGGAUUUUAAAGAUCGGGAAACUGAUCAACAACAAGAACAACAAUGGUAUCAAGCUCCCGAAACCAAGCUGACUCUUUCAGGAUUACUCAACUUCAUUGACGGUUUAUGGUCAAGCUGUGGAGAUGAGAGGAUUAUCAUUUUUACAACAAAUCACAAGGAAAAGCUUGAUCCUGCUUUGUUGCGGCCAGGCCGGAUGGACAUGCACAUUCACAUGUCUUACUGUACUCCUAAAGGGUUCAGACUUCUUGCAUCAAAUUACCUCUCUAUCCACAAGGAGCACCAUCUUUUUGGAGAGAUCGAACAACUUAUACAAGAAGCCCAAAUCACACCAGCAGAAGUAGCAGAAGAGUUAAUGAAGAGAGAAGGAGCUGACAAAUCCCUAGGUGGUCUUGUUGAGUUACUAAAGAGAAAGAAAACUGAACAAAAUGAAGCCAAGGAUGGAGAAGAUGAAGAAACAACAAAUGAAGAACAAAAAAAGCAGAAGCUUGAAAUUGAAGAGGUAAAAAGACCCAGAAGAACAAACUAUAGGGGCAGGGGAAGGGGUAGAGGAAUGAGGUUAAGACGAUGGUGAUCAUCAUAGCCGAGGGUCAAUUUUUCUUUUAGAGUCAAUUUUUCUGAAUAAAGAUCAAUUUGUGGUUGUUAGACACUUAAAUGUUUGUUUCUAAAUCAAAAUAUUGGGCAGAGCACUGAAAAAA